Heterostelium album PN500 is the source of this 249-nucleotide messenger RNA. RefSeq lists its product as uncharacterized. The record is from RefSeq and is a predicted model, not a curated record. The transcript has a single exon. NCBI's taxonomy places the organism in Eukaryota, Evosea, Eumycetozoa, Acytosteliales, Acytosteliaceae. The coding region runs from base 1 to 249 and encodes 82 amino acids.
AUGUCAAAGAACGGAGAAGCAUAUAUUUUAGAUGAUCGUGCAAAGGCACUUGCAAACUAUCCACACAUGCGUAAAGCCGGUGGUUUCUUGUUUGUCUCUGGUAUUUCAUCGAGAAGACCUGAUAAUACCUAUGAGGGUGUAUGUACAACUACUACUCUUACUAAUACUCUUACUAUUACUACUACUACUACUACUACUACUACUACUACUACUACUACUACUGCUACUACUACUACUACUACUAAAUAG